ACGGCGUAGUCACGGCGUGUCAUGGUUGGCGUUCCAGUUUAAGUUGUGCCGCGACGCAGCGUGGAACUGCACGGUUCACUGUCGAUUCCGCGUCGUUCGCCGUGAAUCGCCGCGAUUCCGCACCUGCAGACGGACGCUAGUCCGAGUAUCGAGCCGAUCGAUCGGAUCAAUCGACUCGUUCGCCGCCUCGUGUCCUCGGACGCGCGAAAUUGUUACGCGAACCGGAGACACUCUGUGAAAACGCGACAAGUUGCUUGUCCGUCAACGUGGUAGCGAAGAGUCCUUUGGUGAAUCUUUGGCGUGGAAGCUUCAAAAAGCGUUGAAGAACGUUCCCAGGGCGAAGAUUUCUUGUAUCUAGAGGAUCGAUGCGCUCAAUGAAAGAGAACUAGGAAUCGGAAGGCAAGGAAACUGAUCGUGAACAAAGGGUAUACUUGAAAUCCUUCAAGCUGGGUGACGGCAAAGGGAAACAUCGCAGAGUCAGAAUGGCAGACGAGGGUCAACAGGAGCAGCACGCCCCCAAAGAGCGCAAGAUAGUUCGGCAUCUACCGUUUAUCGUGAAGAUCGUGGAAGUUAUCCUGUCUGUGUUUGCGAUUGGACUAAUAGUGGAUCCGAUGAACUCGUUCCACAAAUUACUGAUUCGGACGAGAUUCAAACUCGACGAUGCCGCGAUUAUUUACAUCUCCAUCGCUGGCUACUUGAUAAUCAACACGCUUUUCAUCAUCUGUCACUUCCUCGGAGAUCGAAUACCAAAGAGAACGUUGAUACUGUUCGCCUCGCUAGGUGCGCUUCUGCACAUCGUCGCCGGAAGCGUGAUCGUCUACAAUUGGAGAAAAAUCCAAGGUCCCUACUACAGCAACAACGAGUUCUACCCGAGUAAACAAUACAUGGACAUGUUCAUAUCGGGGGCGGUGUUCACGUUCGUGAACGCGGUGAUUUUCGUCGUGGAGGUGAUCCUGACGGUGAAGUACUCGACGAAGAGCUCGCAGUGAGGAGGGACACGCAUCAUUCGAAAGGUAGAUCGACUACGAUUAUCGGAAAUCAUUGUUCCGAGACGUCCUUGUUAUACGAACGACGUAUUAAAUCGACAGCUGCCAAGAAGCUAUGAACAAAUCGACAGUAAAAUAAUUACACGAUGUUACAUGUCGUUCGAGAGAAACGCGUAUAAAUUGUAAUUGCACUGCGGAUUUUGUGCAUUCGUGAUGGAAACGGGCUGGUGAAAUUUAACGUGUUAAGAAAAUUCAAAGAAUUUUAAUUGAAUUCGAUCUCUUUCGAUCGAAAGAGAACAUCGGUUAUCGUCUUAUUACAACGCCCAAUGUGUCUUGUUGCAAUCGAUGCAACAAAUUCGCACUAUGCAUAAAGUUUCGCAGUUUGAUUAUAAUAAUUUGAUUAUAACAAAGAAUAUUUUAAUAUAUCUCGAAUUAUAAAGUUCACGAGUGGCGCGUUAGUCAGUAAUAUACAAUUAAUACAGUACGACUAGAGAGUAGAGAGAGAGAGA
Messenger RNA from Megalopta genalis, 1495 nucleotides. RefSeq lists its product as uncharacterized. The record is from RefSeq and is a predicted model, not a curated record. Gene Ontology annotation, biological process: septate junction assembly. Gene Ontology annotation, cellular component: plasma membrane. NCBI's taxonomy places the organism in Eukaryota, Metazoa, Arthropoda, Insecta, Hymenoptera, Halictidae.